CGUUCAUUUGGUAUAUACUUUUAAGCAAAUAGUAUGUGGGGAGGGGGGAUUUCAAAUUAUUUGAGAAACAUAAACGGCAAUUUGGAAAUAGCUACUGUUCAAAAACUCCAUCCGGUGUCCCCGCUCGGGAGCCCUUCACCGCCUUUUGCUGGCUCGGCGAUUGGACGAUGGCGACGGCGCCGCUGUUGUUCGGCCGUCCGGCAUUGACCACACUCAGGCCACCACCAUGCACUUCAGCACCUUCGAGUAUCUCGGCCUGGAGCAAGAGGGAAGAUGGAGCAGUUACCGGCUUCCCACUCUGCGCGCUGUCCAAGAGCGGCGGCCGCCUUCUGUCGACUCUGGAGAGGACGCGAGGCGACCCAGUGGCCACAGCCCGUCUCGUCCGCCGGUUGGUGUCGUCUUCGUCCCGCCCCCUCCUCCUCUCCACUCUCGACCAUAUUCUGGUCUCGGAUUCUCACUGGGAGUUUGCUCUACCGCUGUACGUGAGGCUUCUGGAGACACCUUGGUACCGGUGGAAUCCCAAAACGGUCGCCCGACUCGCGGCCCUACUGGAGAAGCACGGCCUGUCGACCGAAUCUCGAAGCCUGAUCUCCGACGGCGCAGUCAGGCUGAAGGGAAUGAAAGGCUCGAGUGGCUCGGCUGAGUUCUACUGUGACCUGGUCGAGUUCUAUUCUAAAAAUGGCUUGCAGCAACAGGUCUUCGAUCUCAUAUCGGAGAUGGCGAGCCAAUCGUCGUCCAUGUCUCGCUGUUACAGCGUCAUUGUCAACGCCUUGGCUCGACUGGACCUUCCGGACCAAGCGGAGGAGAAGCUGGAGGAGAUGGAAGCUUCCGGUUUCGGGCCAUCUGCCUUCGAUUUCCGGUCAGUGGUUCUCGCUUACGGGCGCGCCGGCCGGUUCUCUGAGAUGCAAUGUGUCGUUGAUAGAAUGCAGAAGAAAUUGGGGUUCUCCGCCCUCGACACGGUCUGCUCGAAUAUGAUCUUGACGUCUCUCGGCGAUCACGGGAAGCACGCCACGAUGAUCGAAUGGAUAAAGAAGAUGAGGCAUCUUGGGAUCGGCUUCUCGAUCAGGACGUAUAAUUCUGUAUCCAAUUCCUGCCCUCGGCUUUCCUCCAUCUUGAAAGCAGAGCCGAUUCCUCUGUCCGUGAAUGGACUAUUCCGGAGGCUCCGGUCGUCCGAAGAUUGCGAAGAUGAGAUGCUGCUCAUUGGCGAAAUUGUUUCCGCGAUUGGUCUGUUGCCUGAAACUGUUGGGUGGUCGAGCUCAGAAUGGAGAUUGGAUCUCCAUGGAUUCCACAUUUGUGCUGCUUAUUUAAAUUUGUUGCAGUGGUUGGAAGAGAUGAGGCUAAGAAUUGAUGACGGCGGCGCAAGGCCACCUUACGAGGUGUCGAUCGUCUGUGGUUCAGGGAAGCACAGCACUGUCAGAGGGGAGUCUCCUGUUAGGUCUCUGGUUUCUGGGAUGAUGUUCAGGACAAGGAGUCCCUUGAAGAUUGACAGGUUGAAUGGUGGAAGGUUUAUAGCAAAGGGAAAGGCUGUCAAAGAAUGGUUUUCUGCAGCAACCAUGAUUAACGAUGCUGGAGAUUAAUUCAUACUUCUACUAAUCAUGGUGGAAACUUCGUUUCCUAAGAAUAGUGUCUCUGAUCAUGCCCCAAAGCAGGCUGCCCUUCUGUAAUUGUGAUCGAGCCCUUCAGCUCACCAUUGUCUUUCAGCUCCUAUUAGAAUCAUAGAUUGGCUAUUUAAGUUCUCGGUUAAGGUAAUUCUUGAUUGUUUCAUGGGAGCAUUUGGAUGUCCUGCAUUGGUUUGGUGAGAGAUACUGUGGCCUUGUUUCGUUCCUCUUGAACCUCACCCUGUGAAUAUACAAGCCUUUUUCCUGUGUUAAGUGUUCGUCAUUCCCUACCGUGUUACUGAGGAUUGCAGCUUUGUGACGCCAGAUUAACAGAUAAGAGUUAUCAGCAACGUCCGACGGACAGUAUGAAGUAGCAGCACAGCUGCAUCAUGGAUGGCGAGUCUUUAUACGGAAUCGACAGGCGGCCUCUUGUGUUCAUGAGGCUCCAUCUUGCAAACAGAAGAUGAAGGUUGUAUAUGUGUUGGCUAGCAGCAAAAUGAUUAUAUGUUAUUGGAAGAUCUCCGUGAAGCCAUUUUAUUUGAA
Messenger RNA from Nymphaea colorata (pocket water lily), 2141 nucleotides. Its product is annotated as pentatricopeptide repeat-containing protein At2g17033. The coding region runs from base 168 to 1577 and encodes 469 amino acids. Gene Ontology annotation, molecular function: protein binding. The record is from RefSeq and is a predicted model, not a curated record. NCBI's taxonomy places the organism in Eukaryota, Viridiplantae, Streptophyta, Magnoliopsida, Nymphaeales, Nymphaeaceae. The transcript is spliced from 2 exons.